AGACUUAACUGUAAGCACUAAAAAAAUAUUUGGGACUGUUUUAUAAAAGCGUUGGAAUAUUAUGCGUUUAUAAGUCAUUGACGUGUAUGUCAAGUUUCCAAUUCCUAUCUUCCCUUUGCUGAAAAUUUCAGAAACGCGUUUCCUUUUUGGCAGCAAGAGCUGAGAGGGAGACAUGUGUUAACUAAAAUUCUCUUUUCUUUAGUUCUCACAAUUUCAACAACCCUAGAUUUUUCAUUCUUCUUUGACAUUGACAUAUUGAGAUCAAAUCCAGUUUCCAUCAGGAAAAAUAUGUGUCCGUUGAGAUUCCUAUUGGUGUUCUUCUCGGCUGUUCUUGCCGGAUAUUUUGGAUGGAAGACGGUGAGUUCAUCGCCGGAACUCAUCUCCGAUGACUCACCGGUCGAUAUGAAUGAUAAACAAGGACUCAGUUUCAAUAAGAAGAUGGAGAAUGGGUUCUGGGUGUUCGUCGACAUGGCUAGUGGAAGAUACCUUUGGAGGAAUCUCAAGGAGAUGAGAGAGAAAACUCAGUGAAGAUUAUUUAGGUCAAAUUUUCGUCUCUUCCUUGUGCAGAAAGUUAAAGAGACAGAUCAUAACCAGACAAUCAUACCCCUCUAUGUUUCUUCUAACUCUUACACUGAGUUUUGUAAAUUUUUAUUCAUUGAUACUUCUGUUUGUAAUCUGAAAUCAAAUAUAGAGUUUGUAACUUUCA
Molecule: messenger RNA, 706 nt
Organism: Brassica rapa (field mustard)
Lineage: Eukaryota; Viridiplantae; Streptophyta; Magnoliopsida; Brassicales; Brassicaceae
Source: RefSeq, a predicted model, not a curated record